Molecule: messenger RNA, 2821 nt
Organism: Brienomyrus brachyistius
Lineage: Eukaryota; Metazoa; Chordata; Actinopteri; Osteoglossiformes; Mormyridae
Product: zinc finger protein 385A-like
Exons: 8
Coding region: 1025-2320 (431 amino acids)
Cellular component (GO): nucleus
Molecular function (GO): nucleic acid binding; zinc ion binding
Source: RefSeq, a predicted model, not a curated record
UCUCCCCCCUCUUUCGGCUUCCUCUGCUCUGUCGCCUCCCAUCCCAUCUCCUGUUUUCCUCCUCUCUCCCCCUGCUUUCUCCUCAUCGCUUUGCUCGUUCGUUCGCUCGUCCGCUGCAGCUGCAGCAAGGUGGCGGAGCGGCGAGGUGAGGGGGUGGCGUUGGCGGUGACUGGACCUAAUGGCCACUUAAUGAGCCCAAGUUCGUAAGCAGCUGGGAGGGUGGGGGUCCAGAGGUCACAUGGCCAGCAAAGCUUAAAGAACCAGCGUGUCACGCUUAUGAAGCUGAAAAAUGGAAGGAGAGAUACAGAGGGACAACGGAGAGGGGAAGGGGAGACCGGAAUGGCUGGUGACAUUAUUGCUCCGGUCCUGUUUGGUUCAUGACUUUAUCUCUGCAGAAAAACAUGCAGCGCUGGGCUACCUCAUUGGCCGGGAUCUCCACCAAUCAGAGUGCAGGCAUGUAAGGUGCCUUUAGGUUAUACCCAACCCUAGAAAACAAGAAACAGUGGAGAGAGAGAGAGGGGGAGCAAGGCAGGCAGCAGCUUGGCAAUAUUUCUGAGGCAUUCCAGCCUUUACACUUUGCAAACGUUCUCACUGAAGAAACGUGGCCGGUGUGGUGGGAAUUCUGUCCCUAAAUCAUGGUUUUCCUGAUAUGACUUUUCUUACUUCUUGCAUUACCUGGAGACCACUUGCAGUUGCAGCCCCUCUAGAACUUUCCUCAGCACGCUACCUUUUCAGCAACCCCCCCCUCCCCCCCAAACACCCAGUUCCAUCUCAGGAGCGCAACAAACUGUCUCCGGCCACGGACAGGGAUCUCACCUGGACAGGAGGCCGAGGAGGGGGUGGGAGAAGAUCGCGGGUCAGGACCUCUUUUCAACCUUCCGUGUUACGGACAGGAGCAUCGGGGGUCCAGAGCCUUGAGAAGGAGAAGGAGAAGGAGAAGGAGAAGGAGCACCAAGUACUGCUCAGCUGAAGCGUCGGACCAGAAUUAGGAGUGAGGACACAAAGGAGAGGCAUAACGGAGAGGAUGAUUUUGGGCAGUAUCAGCCGGACAGGGGCCGUACCGGCCUUCCUGAGGACCCCCGGCAUGAUCCAGCCGCACCUGGACAUGAAGCCGUUUCUGCAGUUCCCCCUGGACUCAGCGCCUCCCCCUCCUCCGCACGGUGUUGGGAUCUUCCACAACUUCAGCGCGAUGGAUCCGGUGCAGAAAGCCGUGAUCAACCACACCUUCGGGAUUCCGCUGGUGAAGACCAAGCGCCCAGUCAUCUCCUGUAAUGUCUGCCAAAUCCGCUUCAACUCUGAGAGUCAGGCAGAGGCUCACUACAAAGGCAACCGGCAUGCGAGGAGGGUAAAGGGCAUGGAGACCUCCAAGACCCGCCCUCAGGAAAGCGACAAGCCCCCGCCUCCCCCCACAGCCUCCCCCACCCCCCCGGGACCAUCACCAGCCACCUCGGAUGCUGAGCCCAGCAAACAAGAUGAGGCUCAGCCCCUCCCCCCAUUAAAUGGGCUAACUCCAGCACCCCCCCCACUCACUUCACCUCUGACACCAGAUGCUCCCACCCUGUCUUCUUGCCAACCGCAGGCCCCUCCCACCACCCCUCUUCUCCCCGCCUCCUCUUCAUCCUCCACCCCAGGCUGCGGCAUUGCCCGCACAGAUCAGCCCCAGCCGGGGCCCCCGGGAGCCCCCUCCCCGGCUCCCAGCCCGCCUGAGUCAGAAGAGGACAAGGCCAAGAAGCUGCUGUACUGUUCACUGUGCAAAGUGGCCGUCAAUUCACUGUCCCAGUUGGAGGCGCACAAUAAAGGUACCAAACACAAAACCAUAUUGGAGGCUCGCAGUGGUCUAGGCCCUAUCAAGGCGUACCCCCGCCUGGGCCCCAAACCCAGCACAGAGCAGGGAGGGGGACCCCUGGACCCCAACACUCAGGAACGCACCUUCCACUGUGAGAUCUGCAACGUGCGGGUCAACUCGGAGCUGCAGCUCAAACAGCACAUAUCGAGCCGACGGCACCGGGACGGCGUCGCUGGCAAACCCAACCCCCUGCUCAGCCGUUACAAGAAGCACCGGGCCACAGACCUCACGCCCGCCCUGUCCUUCACCAAGGACCUCCCCAAAGCUCUGGGUGCCAGCCUCCUGCCCUCGCCCCUGGCCGUCGCCGCGGCGAUGGCCGCAGCAGCCUCCUCCAAUCAGCUGGCUCUCCGCGCCGCAGGCCCCCCAGCGCAUCAUCACCUGCUACAGGCCCCGCCCCUCGCACACGCCCUUCUGAGACCCGCCCCCGGGCCCAUUCGCACCUCCCAUGGACCCGUCCUCUUUUCUCCUUACUGACUCCGCAGCUCAGCUUUGGUCAGUCAGGAACGGCACUUCUGAAAGCACACUGUGAGGAAAUACACCAUAUUAAAGAAUAAUAAUAGUAAUAAUAAUAACAAUGAUAAUAAUAAUAAUCAGCAACGAAAUCAAAAUCAUCCAGAAAAGUGCAGGGAUAGAAAAGGAAGGAACUGUCCUAGAGGAGAGACCCUCCCGCCCCCCCGCUUCCCUGUUCCCAGACCUUCAGGCACUCUCUCGGACUCUGGGUGGGAAUAGUGUGUCAGACACCCCCUCCUUGUACAUUCUCCCUGCUGGGGCUCCCCUGCCACACAUCCGCUCCGUAGCCCCAGAGGCGCGGCAUGAGCACCACAGCGUCUCUCCGCUCUUCUGUGUUGUCACCCUGUUCAGUCCAAAUGGUCCUUAGAUAUGAGCUAGUGGCUUUUAGUGUUCUUGGCUGUAACCUAUUUGUGCCCAGUAGACAGCAAGUAGCCGAAUCAGUGUGACCGUGGACCCAUCCCAAGG